Messenger RNA from Symbiodinium sp. CCMP2592, 1209 nucleotides. The record is from the annotation of a GenBank genome assembly. NCBI's taxonomy places the organism in Eukaryota, Dinophyceae, Suessiales, Symbiodiniaceae.
AUGCUGCGCAUUCAGACAGUGUCAGGUGAAGAACUCGUUAUUCUUGACUUGGCGAGCUUUCACGAGACGCUUCCUGCAGACGUGCGUCCGGUUCGGGCAUUGAAGCAGCACUUGCAUAACAUAUGCGGGCUGUCAAGGUUCAGGCAAAGGCUGGUGUGUUUGAGUGAUGGUGCGGUUCUAGAUGACGAUCACUCCCUGAGAACCGGGGAAGUUCAGGUCGUACGUUUAAACUUCUGCCCAGCAUCAAACGAGCAAGUGACAGCGCUUCGGGAUGCUGCCAGAAGCGGCCUGACCUCAGAAGUGGAGAAUCUUCUCCAAAGGCCGCAGGAUCCAGACUUAGUAUAUAUUGGCCAUCCAACCCCCCUGUUUGUGGCAGCCCAGCACGGCCACCUCGAGGUGACACGCCUGUUGCUAGAGGCCAAUGCGGACAAGGAUAAGACCUCCGUUUCUGGCGCGACCCCUUUGUUCAUCGCAGCUCAGAUUGGACAGUUGGAGGUUGUACGGCUUCUGCUGGAGGCCAAUGCGGACAAGGACAAGGCCAAACACUCUGGCGCCACUCAACACUCUGGCGCCACUCCUUUGUACAUCGCAGCUCAGAAUGGACAGUUGGAGGUUGUACGGCUUCUGCUGGAGGCCAAUGCGGACAAGGACAAGGCCAAGGAAGAUGGCACCACCCCCUUGUACAUGGCAGCUCAGGAUGGACAGUUGGAGGUUGUGCGGCUUCUGCUGGAGGCCAAUGCGGACAAGGACAAGGCCUUGGUAGAUGGCACCACCCCCUUGCACAUCGCAGCUCAGAAAGGACAGUUGGAGGUUGUGCGGCUUCUGCUGGAGGCCAAUGCGGACAAGGACAAGGCCUUGGUAGACGGCACCACCCCCUUGCACAUCGCAGCUCAGGAUGGAUACUUGGAGGUUGUGCGGCUUCUGCUAGAGGCGAAUGCGGACAAGGACAAGGUCUUGGUAGAUGGAGCCAUAGAUGGCGCCACCCCUUUGUUGGUCGCAGCUGAGAAAGGACAGUUGGAGGUUGUGCAACUUCUGCUGGAGGCCGGUGCGGACAAGGACAAGGCCUUGGUAGAUGGCACCACCCCUUCGCACAUCGCAGCUCAGAAUGGACAGUUGGAGGUUGCACGGCUUCUGCUCAAGGCCAAUGCGGACAAGGACAAGGCCAAACACGAUGGCGCCACUCCUUUGUCGUCCUGUUUAAUCCCAUGA